ACUAUGAGCUCUACCUCCUUGUCUUGGUGCAGCGAUGAGAGGAGACGACACCGCGGAUGUGCUAUAAAACCGUUUGUUAGACCUGAGAUAUUUUACUGUCAGCAGGAAGCCUGGUGAGCCCGUAAAUUCCUGCUGUUUUCAUCGAGGAUAGAAAAUAUCUGUGUUGGAGGGGAACCUGAGCAGGCCGAGGGAGACGGACGGAGGGGGGGCCGGGGGGGCUUUAUCGGCCCGCUGCAGUCUGAAUCACCGGAGACUCGCCCCACCGCUGGUUAGUCACCGACGUCGUUUGUCUGUGGACCUGCGCAUCCUCUCAGAAGAGGGCACCGGGAAGGGACGGGAAAAAGCCCGUGUUUGACCCUCUGCCGCAGCCCGAGGCGCGCUGCUUGGCAGGGUUAUGCUAAAGAAUGAGCCAAAGGGACACACUGGUUCAUUUGUUCGCUGGAGGAUGCGGUGGUACAGUGGGCGCCAUUUUGACUUGUCCUCUGGAAGUGGUGAAGACCAGACUUCAGUCCUCUUCCAUCACUCUCUACGUCUCUGAAGUUCAGCUUAGCACCGUCAAUGGAACCAGUGUUGCCCGUGUUUCUCCACCGGGGCCUCUGCACUGCCUCAAGUUGAUUCUAGAGAGAGAGGGACCUCGUUCACUCUUCAGAGGACUGGGUCCUAACCUUGUAGGUGUGGCACCUUCCAGGGCGAUAUAUUUUGCGGCCUACUCAACAGCCAAGGAGAAGCUGAAUGGGGUGCUGGAGCCAGACUCUACCCAGGUCCAUAUGGUGUCUGCUGGGAUGGCAGGGUUCACCGCCAUCACAGCUACCAAUCCCAUCUGGCUGAUUAAAACCCGCCUACAGCUGGACUCCAGGAACCGGGGUGAGAGGCGCAUGAGUGCUUUUGAGUGCAUACGGCGGGUGUACCAGAUGGAUGGCUUACGAGGUUUCUACAGAGGUAUGUCAGCCUCGUACGCUGGCAUCUCUGAGACUGUUAUCCAUUUUGUCAUCUAUGAAACUAUCAAACGAAAACUGCUGGAGUACAAGGCUCAGGCCAGCAUGGACGAAGAAGACGAAUCUGUCAAAGAUGCCUCAGACUUUGUGGGCAUGAUGCUUGCAGCAGCCACCUCCAAGACCUGUGCGACCUCCAUCGCCUAUCCUCAUGAGGUGAUCCGCACACGACUACGAGAGGAAGGCAGCAAGUACCGCUCCUUCUUCCACACUUUGCUGACGGUACCCAAAGAAGAGGGGUACCGGGCGCUGUAUCGUGGCCUAACCACUCACCUCGUGAGACAGAUUCCCAACACUGCCAUCAUGAUGUGCACCUAUGAGGUGGUGGUCUAUCUACUUGGCUGUUAGCCCAUUGUGAAUGUCUCUGCUCUGUUUAAACAGGGAGACAUUAGUAUAUGACUGAGAAAGAUGACCUUUUUCUGGAAACGGUGGCUAUGAAACGUCAAAAUGAAGAUUAAAGGAAACCCGAAGACACUCGUGUGGACCAGAAAAUGACAAAUGGAGGGAAAAAAGAAAUGAAGAGAGCGAUAGGGCGAACAGCCCUCUGGUACCAUAUCAGCAUCAUCCCCACCAGUUCCCUUUGUUAGACUGUGGAAACAGAUAUAGAAUACAGUUCAGAGGAGGUAAUGUGGCUAGAAAGAGUUAGGAGGCACUGACAGGAAAGUCACAGAGACAGUUUGGCACCUUUUUAAAACUGUCAACCACAGGUGUUUAAGCAGUGUUCUGUGGCCUUAACAGAAAGGAUUUGGUUGGUAUCCGCUUUAAAUGAAGAAUAAAAAAAAGAGUUUUCCAUUCUUAUAGAGAGACCGUGGGAGGAGAAUGCUUGGAGGUAACUGAACUUGACAGUACAGAGGAAAACUAAAUGUUAGGUACCUUUGCGCAAUCCAAAACUCUGCUUGGUAUGUUUUAUUCUUCACUAGUCUGCACUUGCCUCAGUGCUGUGUGACCUCUGGUGUGAUUAACUGACUAGCAGCUGAGGCGAGAUGUCAGAAGGAAAGGUGCAUUUGAGGCAAAGACGUCACCUGAGCCACACAUCGUUGCACUACAGAGAGUUUGGCUUCAAGCAUUCUCCUCUGAUGGCCCCUAGAGGGCCUGAAUCUCAUACACAAACUGGCCAAAUACAAUGAAACACAAUGAUGAGCUUGUUAUAGUGACUGUCACUUGACACUAGCUGGUAUUGAUGAAGACUAUAUUGAAACGCUGGCUUCCAUUCAGUGUUUCAUUCCUCUAUAACUCAGUUCCUGGUGGUGACAUGGUUUUGCUGAAGUUGGCCUUCAUUGUUUCAGUGUUGCUUGUUUGUCUCCAUUUUUCACAACAGCUACCAAGCUAAAUUUUAUGAAACUUGUUAAAUUUGGGUGUGGAUCUGGAUCACUUUCUUUAAAACUGUGGGAUUAAGUAUUGAGCGGUCUUGCUAGUGCACCACUUGCACUGCACAAAAGCUGAAAUUUGAUAGUUUCCAAGGCCAGUUUCUGUCUCUGGUUACUGCUUAGGGCUUAAAACUUGUGGUUAAAAACACAAGACUAAUACAUCCUGUUUCAAAUGUGAAGCAUGCAGUGAUCCAAAAGGUACCAAGAAUCUUCUAUUAGCAUUGCUACUUGAAUAUAAUGUGACGGUUGGGGAAAUAUUGGAGUGGGAGCAGAGUGGUGGAGUUUUAUCACCCCAUAGCCUGUUUGUAUGUGAGCGUGUCUUUAUGUGCGUGUGUGUUUGUGUGUGUGUAUGUGUCGAACAAGUUACAUGAUCCGUGUGUCCAUGCAUUUGGAGUCCCGUGUGCCGGCAUGUGUAAUAAACAAUACCUACUCCAGAUCUCCCGCCACUAACUAUUAAUCCUGCAGGACGCUGGUUUGGAGUAUGGAGAAGCUCCAUUAUGAUACUGAUGGCUUUCAUUCCCACUCUCAUGCCAGUACUUGCUUCCAGUGGCUUCCAGCUGACCCGAUAACAUGCACUUUUUUGGCCUUUUAGGCUUGUGCUUUGCAUUUUAUUGUGUGGACAGGUUCAAAUUGUACAUUAUAAAAGAAAAAAAAAGUAUUACUGUAUAUCAAAAUGGUAUUUUGCGCAACUGUUCCUAGAGCAGAGCUAUUGUACAGUUUAGACUUUUCAGUAGUUGUGAAGGACGUCCACGUUUGUAAAUAAUAUAGAUACUGUGUAUGCAUAUCAAAUGUUUAGUUUUUUGGUUUUUUUCCCUCCUUAGGUGCGUUUCUGAUCAUGCUGUAGUUUGCAUUGGCAAAUGAUUGUUUUCAUGGCUUUGACAUGAAUAUUGAUAUUGCUUGACUGAUUUAUUUUUUUUCCUUGUGUUCGUAUGUUGUUCUAAGCUGUCGUGCAAAAAUAUGCUUACAUGAAGCUUGCAAAAGCUGCACAGCCAAUACAAAAUGUAAGCAUAUGAGCCACAGUAUUGGUUUGUUGUUCAACGUGUUCCAGUUUGCAAAGUUUGGAUGUUUGUCAUUUGGUCUGUUUAUGUUGUUUCGUGCUUUCUGUCAGAUUUAGUUUGGUUCUCCUCACAAUUUGUUUAGAAUAUUAAAAUAGAAGUUAAUUUAUUGUGAGUUCAAGAACUGGAAUCAUCUGUCUGUGACGGUAUCAUUGCUGCGUAGGAUGGUUACAAAUCUGUUACAGGCUGAAGUUACCCAUUUAACUGACCACUUUAAGAAGUUCAUGUAAAGAAUUACCUUUUUGGCAAAAUUCUGACACUUUUUUUUUUUUUUUAAUUCUAUUUAAGCACUAACUAAAAUUUCCCUUAAAUACACAAUUGUGAUUUUUUUUUUCUUUUAAUAAAGUACUUUGUGUUUCUCUAAAGUAUUAUGUUUCUUCAGUUGAAGAAAAUCUGAUUCACUCAUUUUCUCCCCCUGAGUUUUAGUAUCAUUUCAGAGGCAAACUGAGGUGUUGUAAGUCAUAAUAGUUAUUGAUUUUUUUUUUUUCAGUCUCCACUGACAAGUUAUAAAACCCAUCCUAUUAAUGUUUCUAAUAAAAACACAAAAUAUCUAACCAAUUUUAACAUCCAUGUCUUCCCUGUAAAACACUAACGACUGUUUUUCUUUAGCUCUGUUGCAGUAAUACCUGAGGUCAAAUUACCAAAGUGUGACAUGAACAGACAACUGGACAAACAGUGCAAACAUUUACAUUUUGUUACCUCUCAUUUCAGUAGUUGUAUGCAAAUUAUUGUCUUUAGCCUGUAUGCUUGGUCAGGAUGCAGACUCAAGCUGGAUUCACAGAAACCCUGAAGAUUGUUGUUUGCCAGCUCAGUCAUGAAAGUGUUUUUGUUUUUUAAAACAAAAGUAAAUAAAAGUCCAUUUGCAACUAAA
This is a messenger RNA of Archocentrus centrarchus (flier cichlid), 4285 nucleotides long. RefSeq names its product solute carrier family 25 member 36-A. Gene Ontology annotation, molecular function: pyrimidine nucleotide transmembrane transporter activity. Gene Ontology annotation, cellular component: mitochondrion. The transcript is spliced from 7 exons. Lineage: Eukaryota; Metazoa; Chordata; Actinopteri; Cichliformes; Cichlidae. Gene Ontology annotation, biological process: pyrimidine nucleotide import into mitochondrion. The record is from RefSeq and is a predicted model, not a curated record. The coding region runs from base 405 to 1340 and encodes 311 amino acids.